This is a messenger RNA of Lodderomyces elongisporus, 3225 nucleotides long. RefSeq lists its product as uncharacterized. Gene Ontology annotation, biological process: DNA-templated transcription; regulation of DNA-templated transcription; chromatin remodeling. The record is from RefSeq and is a predicted model, not a curated record. Gene Ontology annotation, cellular component: nucleus; chromatin; HIR complex. The coding region runs from base 1 to 3225 and encodes 1074 amino acids. Lineage: Eukaryota; Fungi; Ascomycota; Pichiomycetes; Serinales; Debaryomycetaceae. Gene Ontology annotation, molecular function: protein binding; nucleosome binding. The transcript has a single exon.
AUGAAAUACUUGCUUUUACCUCAUUUGUUUCACAGUGGAGAAAUACACUGUUUAGAUGUCAAUCUGGACAAUACUAAACUUGUUACAGGUGGUAAAGAUCACAACAUCAGUAUAUGGAACUUACAGGAAUUGCUUGCUGUGGCCAAUCUACAUAAAGAAGAUCCUGCGAAAUUAGGCUUGGACAAACUGAUACGCAAUAUUAAACCUUAUCAAGAGAUUACUUGCCACAAUCUGACCGUGUGUGUUCUUCGCUGGCUACCAAAUUCCAGUAAUAAAUUUAUUUCUUCUUCAGUGGAUGGAUCCAUAUAUUAUCACGAAUUCAAGAACAAUGAUGGUAACAAAAAACCUUUUACCACAAAGAUUUACCCAUUUGAAAAGGUGUUGAAUGCAAUACCAAGGCCAGAACUGGUGUCAAAGUCCUUGGUUGACUUAACUGUUUCCAAAGAUGGAAGACUAGUGGCUUGGAGUACGUUGGAUAAAAAGAUCUUUGUUUACGACAUUGAAAAAAGCACAUUCCAAGAAUUAUAUGCUUCAAGUCUGGAGGGCGAGGAGAGUGCAGUUGUGCAACGCAGCUUGGCUUUCAACAAUGUUUGCAAUUAUCUAGUUUCAAUAGGAGAUGAUACCCAAAUCAAUGUUUUCCAAUACAUUUAUGACCCCACUUCAACAUUAUACAAGUUUAGACUAAUUAAUCGAAUCACCAAAUUGCUCAAUAAAAAUCCGUUGAACGCAAGAUACAAAAGAAUAUCCUGGUCACCAAAUGGCGAACUCGUCACUGUUCCUACUGCGAAUAAGAAUCUGACGUCUCUUAUCACAUUGUUAUCUUCACAAGAUUGGAAUGCAAAGGAAAGCUUGGUAGGGCAUGACUUGAGCUGCGAGGUUGUCAAAUUUAGUCCAUGCUUGUAUUCUGAACUUGAAAAUGAAAUGAAUAACAUUUUCAAUGUCGUUGCUUCAGCAGGUUCGGAUAAAACUUUGGCGUUGUGGAACUCGUCGAAACAAACUCCAAUUACAGUGCUCACUGAUUUGGUUGAUGGGCAAAUCUACGAUAUUGCAUGGGCAAUUUCCAAAACAAAAAAGAAAGAAGAGGUUUCUGAGACAAAUGAAACGAUAAACAGCACUGGGAAUAACAGUUUGCUAUUUUGUUCAUCACUGGGCAAUUUGGGUAUUCUCUCUUUUGAUGCAAAUGAAUUGGGCUACGAAAUAUCUAACCAGACGUUAGACCAGCUAAAGAAAUUACAAGAAGAGCUGGUAAAACCAAUGUCAUAUAGAUAUGACUACGAGUCGAAUGGUAAUCGUAAACCCUCAGCUAUAGAAUACAUCGAUCAAAAAGAUGCCAUAGAUCCUUAUGCGGAGAUUCUCAAUAAAGACAUUAGGGACCUUAGAGACAAUAGGGACAGUAGGGAUGGAAAUAAAGAUGGUAAGGACGAAGCCAUUGACAAUGCUGAGCAGCGAAAGAAAAAAGGCUCCAUUAUUCCAGAGGUGAUUGACGCUCCUAAUCCAAUCAAGGCAUCACCACCACUAACUUUGCAUAAUAAGCAGAGUUUAUCGAAAGAGAACACCACACAAACACAACCAGAGAUACAGGCACAAACAGCACCAACGAAGCCAACCGCGAAUAUUGCUACAAGCACCGUUGUCGCUACCGACGCCAAUGUCGAUGCCGAUGCAAACUUAAACGCAAAUGCAAAUUCAACCGCAAAAAAAACACUUUCAGCCAGAACUACAAACACAUCCGCACACACAAACGGACCUGAUAUUUCUAAAACACAAAAAGUAUCGACAAAAAACGGUAAGCGACGGAUUCAGCCUACUUUACUUUCUAAUGGAAACUCUACAAAUACAGAAAUCAUUAGAAGUAGUGCACCUGAUGUUAAGCAACAGACAAACUCAGCAAUGGAAUUUGAUAAGCCAUCAUUUUCUGUAUCUGAUCGAUUUGCAAGGGCAAAACGAACCAGAAGCGAAGAGAAUGGCGAGGCCGAGCGAGGAAGCUCUACAACUAAAAAACCCAAAAGAGAGUUGGAACCGGUCAAAUUCAUAGGUUCAGUGAUUGUAAACCCCAACACUACGUUUUCCAAGAUACGACUAGCAACACCCAAGGUGCGAAUGGGAUUCCAAGUUUGCAGUAAAAAGGAUGAGCUGUUUGUUUUGGAUGUCAAAAAUGGCUCUGGCAAUGAAACCAAGCCUUCGCGAAUCACUUAUCUUCGAAACGAAAAGGAAGUUUGGUGUGACUUUAUACCUAAAUUUGUCCAAUUAGCUUGUGAAGGUGAAACCUUUUGGGUGAUAGCAACAGUUGACGGACAAUUAUUAUCAUACUCGAGAUUAUCAGGUAAGAAACUAUUGCCGACGAUUGUUUUAGGAUCUCCAGUUUCGUUUUUGGAAAGCCAUAGCAACUAUUUAAUGGCAACCACAAGCAUUGGUGAACUAUAUGUAUGGGAUAUGCUUCGAAAGAAAUGUGAAUUAACUUGUUCUAUCACGUCACUUUUGGAGCUCGGAACCAAAUUUCAAGAUGACGGGCUUCUAAAGUCUGAUAGCAUUACCAUGUGCUCAAUCACUUCCAAGGGUAUUCCAUUGGUUACGUUGUCAAAUGGAAUGGGCUAUCUUUACAAUAAGGAUUUAGAGGCUUGGCUAGUAAUCUCCGAGUCAUGGUGGUCAUUUGGUUCAUACUAUUGGGAUAGUGUUGAGGAUGAGCGGGAGAAAUCGUUGCAAACGAUGAAUAUGUUCAAUAACAAAGAAGAAUCGAUUAUAGAGCUUUUGGAGCAUAAGACAAAUAUCGAAAUCAUUAGAAAGACAAGAACAGGAAGAGGAAAAUAUUUCAACAAAAUGGCCAAGAAUAUGAUUAUGAAAGAGGGAUUCGAAAGUUUAGAGAACACCAUUUCGGUAAGUCAUUUGGAAAACCGGAUUCUUUGCUGUGAACUUCUUGGUGAACACAAGGAUUUUCACAAUUACUUUAAAAUCUAUGUACAACGUAUUUGCGAGUUGGGUCAAAAAGUAAAAUUAUAUGAAGUUUGUGAUGAGUUGUUGGGACCCGAUGUUCAAGCAUCUAAACAAGACUUUUCACAAAAAAAUGAUUGGAAACCUACAAUUUGUGGCUUUGACAAGAGAGAGCUUCUUAAAGAAGUCAUUGUGUUGUGUUCCCAGUUUAGAGAUGCACAACGAGUCUUGCUUCAUUUUGCUAAAAAGAUUAAUCUAGUUGGUGACAGCUCGGAAGUUGAACUACCGAAAGUAUAA